Ectocarpus siliculosus is the source of this 2298-nucleotide messenger RNA. Lineage: Eukaryota; Phaeophyceae; Ectocarpales; Ectocarpaceae. The record is from the annotation of a GenBank genome assembly.
AUGGCGGCAGGAGGAGGAGGAGCAGCCGCUGCCAACCCGAGGGCCACCACGGCGGCGGAGGCCCCGGCCAAAACGCUACGCGGCUAUCAGUCCCGCAUAGCAAACAAGUGCUUGCACGACAACACGAUCGUCGUCCUGCCGACCGGAUCGGGCAAGACCCUCCUCGCGGCCGAGGUCAUCAAGCGACUGGGGCCCCCCGCCCUCUUCCUCGUGCCGACAUGCCUCUUGGUGGACCAGCAGGCCGAAGCCCUCGGCUCCUGGACCGGACUAAGCGUGGCCAAGUACAGGGGCGGGGCGGGACUGCCGCCGUCAACGUUCAAGAUAUUAGUGAGCACUCCCCAGGCCUUCAGGACUGCACAACAGAACGGGAUCGGACAUCUGCAGUGGUCGGCGUUCAGGGUUGUGAUCUUCGAUGAGGUGCACCACGUGCUGAAGGAUCACCCCUACCGCAAGCUCGCCCUGAGCCUUCGUCGAUCGUCGCUCACGCCACCACCUGCUGCUGCUGCUGCUGCUGGGCCAAGCUCACACCCCCGCGUCGUGGGCCUGACCGCCUCCUACUCCUACGCCGUCGGCGACGCCAAGACGAAAGCCUCUCUGACCAGGAUGUGCCACGAGCUCCGCAUCACCACCACGGAAACGGCGACCCGCCAAGAGCUGGAGGCGAGCGGGUACCACGCCACGGGCGCGGCGGCCGAGGUGUUGCUGGGCCCCCGUCCCGAUUCCGCCGGCACCACCGACGACGCGGCGCCCGCUGGCGUCGUCCCCGAGGCCGACCGGAAGCCGCACGAGAUGGGGACCACCUUCUUCCGUCGGGAGGCCAAGGGCACCAGCACCGCCUUCACUCGCCUGCUCAUGGCCUGCGUGCGCGGCAUGGAAGAGGCCACGGCUGCUGCUGCAGCGGCGGCGGCGGAGGCGGCGCAGGCUGCUGCGCCCUCGUCGCAGCCCCGCCAAACGCUGUUGUUCGCCUCGCCGAUGCCCCCCUCCGGGGAUCUAGCUCCCAGAGAGUGGGGCGCCUACACCCACAAGCUUGCGCUCAAAGCCGCCGGCGGCGGCGGCGGCGGCGGCGGCGGAGCAAAGAUUCUCGAGACUGCUGCCGGUCGCGGCAUACGCGGCGGGGGCGGUUUUCCCGGGAAAAGCGUCACGAAGCGGUGUACCCGGUGUGGCAUCGACGCGAACGCCGGACAACCGCGGCGGUCGUCGGCCCGGCCGACGCUUCACCUGCUGCUCGCCGAGCUGGAGCACUGGUACGAGGCCGUCAAGGUCCUGGUCGUGUCCUGGGAGGAGAGGGAAGACGACGCCGCGACCAUCCUCGACAUGUUCGGCUGCACGGGGUCCCCGAGCGACCGCGCCGCGUCCGAGGCCGUCUGGCCGGGCGACGUGCGGCAAAAGAUCUCCGCCUUCUGGGAGGCGGUUCCCGGAACGUUCCCUCGGUACGAGAAACUGAAGAACGUGCUCCUGGACAAGUACGACCACCACGGCGGAGACGGCAGCAGCAGCGGCGGCGGCGGCGGCGGCGGAAAGAAGGGCUUCCGCGGCAUAGUGUUCGUUGUCCAGCGCGUGACGACCCACGUGCUGGCCCACGCGAUCGCCGCCGACCCCCGCAUGGCGCCCCGCUUCUCCGCGGCCUGCCUGUACGCCUCCUCCUCCCCGGCGACGGCCUCCCUCUCCGUGACGAAGGCGCAGGCGCAGGCCAGCAUCGAGGCCUUCCGGUCCGGCAGCGUGAACCUCCUCCUGGCCACCGUUGUCGCCGAGGAGGGCAUGGACGUCCCCAAGGCGAACUGCGUGGUCCGCUACGACGCCAUGGUGCACGCCGUGUCCAUGGUCCAGGGGCGGGGCCGCGCGAGGGAGGAGGACAGCAGCUUCGUCGUCCUCAGCGAGAGGCCCGACCGCACCACGGCCGACCUCGAGGCCGUCGAGCGCCAGCAGCAGCGGCUCGUGAGGGGCUUCAGGCCGCCCGCGGCCGGCAGCGCGGCCGCGGCCGCGGGCGACGCCGCCCUCGUCGUGGCCCAGAGGGCGCGCGAGCGCGGGGCGUGCGAGGCGCUUCUCGGCGCCGCGGCGGCGCAAGGUGGAGGCGGGGGCGGGGCCCUGAGCGCGAUUAACUUCUUCGCCCAGAAGACGAAGGCCGCGCUAGAGGACGGGUGGAGCAAGGGGGCGGGCGGCCAGUGGGUAUGCACCCUGUCCUACGAGUCUCCGCUGCGCGAGCUCCACGCCACUGGGACGGCCCCCGGGAAGAAGGCCGCCAAGAAACUGGCGGCCGCGAAACUCCUCGCCGGUCUUCGCGAGGCGGUGGCGGCUUGA